AUGUCGAUCGAAGACGCUUCUCCGGAGAAGGAAAACAAGACUUCGGCUGUCCAUGAUGAGUAUGCCGGAACACUUGUGAACGAUGACACAUCCCUGGACAAGGAGAAGGCGGUCCACGAUGAAUUCGUUGGGGAUAAUGCCCUGGAGAUACUGUCGGCAGAAGUCAAGUACGACAAUGGCCAGCUGCGCGAUCUCAUGCGGUCGCCGUAUGUGUUCGGGGCAGCCUGGUUGGCAUCUAUCGGUGGUUUCUCCUUUGGCUAUGACCAAGGUGUCAUCUCCAUUAUCCUCGAGAUGAAUCAGUUCCGCCAACAAUUCCCUCAAGUCUCGCCCGACCACGCGCACUACGGGUUUAACACCGGGCUGAUGACCGCCAUGCUGGAAUUGGGCGCCUUCAUUGGCUGUCUUUUCUUCCCUGCUGUCGCGGAUCGGAUCUCCCGCAAGUGGGGCCUGUCUGUCGCCACUUUCUUCUUCGUGGUUGGAGCCAUCAUUCAGACCGCGGCCUCGGACUAUGCCACGUUGGUUGCAGGCCGGUUUAUCGGUGGUAUUGGUGUCGGGACUCUUGCUAUGGGUGCGCCGUUGUAUAUCUCGGAGAUUGCCCCUCCCCGUUGGCGUGGCUCUCUGUUGGUGUUGGAAGCCAUCAGUAUUGUCGUCGGUGCCAUCGUGGCCUACUGGAUAUCCUAUGGAACGAAAUCGAUCCCCGGCGACUGGGCCUUCCGCCUGCCGUUCAUCAUCCAGAUGAUCCCUGCAUUGCUGGUUGGCACCGCCAUUCAUCUCUUCCCCUUCUCUCCCCGCUGGCUGGCUAUGCGAGGACGCGACGACGACAGUCUCGCCGCCUUGGCCAAGCUGCGGUGUCUGCCCCAGACCGACGAGCGCGUCCGACUCGAAUGGAAGGGAAUCCUGACCGAAGUUCGACUGCAGCAAGAACUCCUUGCCAAGGAGUUUCCAGACCACGCGUCUCGUCCCGUCAUGGUGGGAUUCAAGCAGUGGACUUCCCUCUUUCAAGCCAAGUAUAUUCGGCGCACCAUGGUCGGCCUUGCCAUUCCUUUCUUCCAGCAGUUCUCGGGGAUCAAUUCGUUUGUAUACUACGCGCCCACUUUCUUUGCAGCACUUGGUCAGGAUAGCAACAUGUCGUUGAUCCUAGCAGGCAUGAUCAACAUUUGCCAGUUAGUGGGUGGGCUUCCAAUCCUGGCUUAUCUGGACCGCGCAGGACGGCGCCCGCUGGCCAUCUGGGGUGGUAUCGCCAUGGCUGUGCCGCACCUGAUAAUGGCAGGACUCAUGAACAAGUACAGCGGCGACUGGGCUGCGCACGAAGGGGUGAGCUGGUUCUGUGUUGCACUCAUCUACAUCUAUGUUCUCGCCUACAGUACCUCAUACGGACCCUUGGCUUGGAUCCUUCCAGCCGAGAUCUUCCCUAGCAACAAGCGCGCGAAGGGUGUAGGUGCUGCCACGGCCAUGAUCUGGUUGGCCAAUUUCAUCAUCGGGGUGAUCGUCCCGCAGAUGCUGAUCUCUCUGGGUUGGGGCACGUAUCUCUUCUUUGGAUGUUUCUGUGUGGCCGCCUCCGUGUUCUCAUUCUUCUUCGUUUCCGAGACCUCGGGCAAGUCCUUGGAACAGAUUGCGGCUGUGUUUGGAGAUCGCCUGAAUGAGGAAGAGCUGCGGUUGCACCGUCGCAUUGCUAGUGAGAUUUAUCAUGGUACAUCAAUGGGGACAGCCAGCGUCGUAUGA
Messenger RNA from Aspergillus aculeatinus CBS 121060, 1722 nucleotides. Its product is annotated as sugar porter family MFS transporter. Gene Ontology annotation, cellular component: membrane. NCBI's taxonomy places the organism in Eukaryota, Fungi, Ascomycota, Eurotiomycetes, Eurotiales, Aspergillaceae. Gene Ontology annotation, biological process: transmembrane transport; carbohydrate transport. The coding region runs from base 1 to 1722 and encodes 573 amino acids. Gene Ontology annotation, molecular function: carbohydrate:proton symporter activity. The transcript is spliced from 5 exons. The record is from RefSeq and is a predicted model, not a curated record.